GUUCGCCUGCUUUUUCCUUCGCUCUGUUUUUGCUAGUCCUCCCGGUUGUGACCCUUGCCUGUCUGGACUCUGAACCCACCUGCAUCAGUGGAUGCAUGGUGGCAAGGACGCUGUCAUUGGAUUUGUUAUAUUAUCCAGACAGGAGUGCCAUCCCUACUCCCGGUACUUCAGACUUAGUCUUGCUGACUGUCAAGGUUGUCCACCGGCACCGCACUGCCACCGACUCGACCGGACCUGAACAUUGGCUUGAUUGUGUGCUCAGGACUCAACGAUGGGGAAGGACGCCGCAAGAGCAGAGUGGGACAAUCCCAUGCAAUUUGUCCUGGCGUGUGUAUCAUACGCGGUUGGACUGGGAAAUGUGUGGCGAUUUCCAUACUUGUGUCAAAUGCAUGGCGGGGGUGGGUUCCUGAUCCCAUACCUGCUUAUGCUGGUCCUGUUGGGGGUACCCCUCUUCUACAUGGAGUUAGCCAUUGGCCAGAAGAUGCGUCUGGGCAGCAUUGGAGCAUGGAGAGCUAUUAACCCCUAUCUGGGGGGAGUGGGUCUGGCCAGUGUUGUGACCUCCAUGUACCUAUGUCUCUAUUACAAUGUCAUCAAUGCAUGGAGUUUCUGGUACCUCUUUCAUUCAUUCCAGUCGGUCCUGCCAUGGGCAGAGUGCCCGGUUAACAGCAACCUGACUGGCCAUGUGGAGGAGUGUGAGCGGGCCACGCCCACUCAGUACUUCUUCUACAGAGAGACCCUGGACAUCUCCGGGUCCAUUGAGGAGAACGGAGGGAUUCACAUGGGACAGGCACUCUGCCUCCUGCUGGCCUGGAUGAUUGUCUACCUGUUUAUCGUCAAGGGGGUCAAGUCCACUGGGAAGGUGGUGUACUUCACAGCCACAUUCCCCUACCUGGUCCUCAUCAUCUACCUCAUCCGUGGGGUCACCCUUCACGGAGCCAUCAACGGUGUGAAGUACAUGUUCACGCCCAAGAUGGAACAGCUGGCUAACCCCACUACAUGGAUCAACGCAGCCACUCAGAUCUUCUUCUCUCUGGGCCUGGGCUUUGGAUCCCUCAUCGCCUUUGCCAGCUACAACCAGUACAACAACAACUUUGAGAAGCAGGCCAUCGUCGUGUCCAUGGUCAACAGUAGCACCUCCAUCUUCGCCAGUAUCGUCACCUUCUCCAUCUAUGGCUUUAAGGCCACCUUCAACUACGAGAGCUGCCUGGAGAGGGUGCGACUGCUGCUCCUGAACACCUUUGAUCUAGCAGAGGACACCAUCAGUCUGGAGAAUGUCAUCCACUGGAUCGCUGAGCUGAACAGGACACACCCAGAACAGUUUGCCAGUCUGGGAGGUAGGCUGGAGACCUGUGACCUAGAGGCUGAACUAGACACGGCUGUUGAGGGUACAGGCCUGGCCUUCAUAGUGUACAGUGAGGCCAUUAAGAACAUGCCCGUGUCUCAGCUGUGGUCUGUGCUCUACUUCAUCAUGCUGCUGCUGCUGGGCAUGGGCAGUAUGCUGGGCAACGUCAUCGCCGUCAUCACCCCCCUCAGUGACUUGAAGUUCAUCAGCCGCUACAUGAGCACCAAAACACUCAAUGGUCUGGUGUGUCUAUUCUGCCUGCUGCUUGGCCUGGGCUUCACCACCCAUUCUGGGAACUACUGGUUCACCAUGUUCAACGACUAUGGAGCCACCUUCUCUCUGCUCUUCAUCGUCCUCAUUGAAGUUAUCACCGUCUGCUACAUAUAUGGCAUCAAAAGGUUUGAGAAGGAUGUAGAAGACAUGUUAGGUCAUCGUCUUAACUGCUACUGGAAGAUCAUGUUGGCAGGAGUCAGUCCUAUCCUCCUCAUUGCCCUAUUCAUCUUCUACAUCGUCAACUACAUCCAGGGAGGAACGCCCACAUACCAGGCCUGGAACAAAGAACUGGGGAAGUCUGUGGUGACGGAGUAUCCUCCCUACGCCCAAGCCUUCAUCGGCCUCCUCCUAGCCUCCUCUGUCUGCUGUAUCCCUUUGACGGCCCUCUACACCUACUGUAAGAAGAGGAACCUGGCCAGCGGGAAGAGAGAGCGCACUGUCAGCACUGUGUCAGCGUAAAGACCGACGUAUUGGUUGACAGACAGAGUGACACAAGGCAGAGCUGCUACAUUACGGCUCUGAGACUGACUGGACCCGCUAGUUAUAGGAUCGACUGAUCGACAACCUACCGUCCGUAUCAUGGCUGUCUUAACAGAACAGUACCUCACUCUCCUGGUGCAGUGGUUCAUGCCACACCACAAACCAAAGGCCCUCUUUCUCCCCCCGGGGCAGGCUGGCUCUGCCGCUGUGCUGCUGGUGGACAGACCGCCAGAUCUGUACCUAGCAUUAGCCCUAGUCGUCCUUUGGCAUCUAACACUUACUGGGUGAUAAUAGUGAACUUUUGUAUUUUAUAGCUGUGGUUCUGAGCAGGGCUUAGAACUACAUCCAAAAUAUUUCAGAAGUGAAAAACGAACAAAUAAUAUUGUGAAUGGUUUAUUGCGUUGUUUAAAGGCCCAGUGCAGUAAAAAAACAAAAAGAUUUCCUGUGUUUUGUACAUACAGUGCCUUGCGAAAGUAUUCGGCCCCCUUGAACUUUGCGAC
Oncorhynchus kisutch (coho salmon) is the source of this 2595-nucleotide messenger RNA. Its product is annotated as sodium- and chloride-dependent transporter XTRP3. The coding region runs from base 272 to 2074 and encodes 600 amino acids. The transcript is spliced from 12 exons. NCBI's taxonomy places the organism in Eukaryota, Metazoa, Chordata, Actinopteri, Salmoniformes, Salmonidae. Gene Ontology annotation, biological process: L-proline import across plasma membrane; glycine transport; sodium ion transmembrane transport. The record is from RefSeq and is a predicted model, not a curated record. Gene Ontology annotation, cellular component: apical plasma membrane; plasma membrane. Gene Ontology annotation, molecular function: proline:sodium symporter activity; L-proline transmembrane transporter activity.